AUGACUUGGAAUCGACGGCAAUCCAAUCCUACUCGAUUGUCCUCUUCACACCUCACUCGUAUUUUUGAGGAAGAAAACGAUCAAGAAGAUUCCGAUCAGGAAGUCUUUUACGAGAACCAAAGCAGUGACGGAAGGUACAAGGACGCACGAUCCCCACGCCGAACACAGAGUUAUAGGGAAUGUACUGGUGCGAGCUACAGCUCUCAGAACGCCAGACCACAUCAUAAUGCAUACAGAAGAUACAGUGACAACAUUGAUGUACCAGAGACUCUGAAUGACUCAGCCCAGUCGUGGUCACAGCUGACACAGAAGGCUGAAUCAUUUUCAGACACUCCUGCUAAACGUAAUAUCAGAAGUAACUCAAUGUUUGUUGGUAACUCCACAUCUGGCAGAUCACCUUCCCUCCUGUCUCAAGCUGAAGCAAGUUCAAACAGUGACAUCGAUUCAAAUUUGCGUCGAUCCAGCAUGCAGUCGGAUGCUAUUUUGACUGGAUGGAAUCGAAGCAAUAAAAGUGCCUCUAUAUUUGAGAAUAUGGACAUAAAAUCAACUUCUCCAAAUCCAAUUCGGGCUGUGUUGAUGCAGUAUGAGGUCUCAAAAAGAACAGUUCCAUUGAAUCUUAAACGUUCUCUAACUAAACCAGUUCCAAUGAAAGCUUUUAGAAACGACCCAAUGGAUGUGUCUUCCUCGGGAAAUGUGCUAGCGAGUGAUUCUUCUUGUGAAACCGGAUGUGAUUCCCAAUCCCAAAAUACUUCACAAUGUUCUUCAGUGUCUCCAAAUACUUCUGAUCAAAAUAUACAAAGUGAUAAGAUAAUGGAACAUAUUCCUCGUGGAUUCGGAAGUGUCGAUUCUGGAUUUGACCACCAGUCCAAAGUUAGUCCAUGUAUUCUGAACUCUAAUGACUGUGAUAAACCAAAUCCACGUAACUGUGGAUCACAGAAUCAAAACCACCCAAAUGUAAACGUCGUCAAUAAUAACAGAGAUUCACCAAAACCAACGAGUAGCACUCCUGUGGGAACUCCUAAGCAUAUAAAAUAUAACAGUAUUGCUUCCGAUGACAGCUUAUUUACACCGAGUAGCUACAGUUCCUUCUGCAGCUCCAAUUUAUCUUCUGUCAGCUUCAACAGCACUGCCAGACUACCCUGCGCCAGCAUUGAUGAAGGUUUUAUCGAAUCUCCACCCCUGUCUCCGGAUCACUCCCAAUCUUUUUAUUCAUUCCAUGAUUCUCCAGACGGAAAACAGUCCAAAUUAUGUGUUUCUGAUUCACAUGAGGGUUUGAAAGUAUCGCACAAAGUGGUCCAGAAACAGAAAAUUAAAGAAAUCCCUUCUAACUCACGAACACAAACAGAGGUGUGA
Messenger RNA from Lottia gigantea (owl limpet), 1353 nucleotides. RefSeq lists its product as hypothetical. The transcript has 2 exons. Lineage: Eukaryota; Metazoa; Mollusca; Gastropoda; Lottiidae. The coding region runs from base 1 to 1353 and encodes 450 amino acids. The record is from RefSeq and is a predicted model, not a curated record.